Molecule: messenger RNA, 2027 nt
Organism: Eurypyga helias (sunbittern)
Lineage: Eukaryota; Metazoa; Chordata; Aves; Eurypygiformes; Eurypygidae
Gene: OSBPL8
Product: oxysterol binding protein-like 8
Exons: 16
Cellular component (GO): membrane; intracellular membrane-bounded organelle; cytosol
Molecular function (GO): cholesterol binding
Source: RefSeq, a predicted model, not a curated record
GUUUUGACAAAGGGAAGGAGGAUGUGUCACAAAGUAAAGAGGAUACACCACAUUCUAUGUCAAAAAGCAAGUCUGAAUCCAAGCUUUUCAAUGGCUCUGAGAAGGACAUCUCUUUAUCUUCAAGCAAACUUACAAAAAAAGAAUCUCUCAAGGUUCAAAAGAAAAAUUACAGAGAAGAAAAGAAGAGAGCUACUAAAGAAUUACUCAGCACAAUCACAGACCCAUCAGUUAUUGUUAUGGCUGACUGGCUCAAGAUUCGUGGUACCUUGAAAAGCUGGACCAAACUGUGGUGUGUACUGAAACCAGGAGUGUUGCUUGUUUACAAAACCCCCAAAAACGGCCAGUGGGUAGGAACAGUGCUCCUGAACGCUUGUGAACUCAUUGAGAGGCCUUCUAAAAAAGAUGGCUUUUGUUUCAAACUUUUUCAUCCGUUGGAGCAGUCCAUAUGGGCUAUAAAGGGUCCCAAAGGUGAAGCAGUUGGUUCCAUAACGCAGCCAUUGCCCAGCAGUUACUUGAUCAUCCGAGCUGCUUCAGAAUCAGAUGGCAGGUGUUGGAUGGAUGCUUUGGAGCUGGCACUGAAAUGUUCAAGUCUGCUUAAACGUACAAUGAUUAGAGAAGGUAAAGACCACGAUUUGAACUCUUCAGCAGACAGUACCCAUGUCUCCCUCUAUGGUCUGCUUCGCGCUAACAACUUGCACGGUGGAGAAAACUUACCGUUAAAUGACAGUGAAAUUGAAAGGCAUCAUUUUAAAGAUCAAGAUAUGUACUCUGACAAAUCUGAUAAGGAAAAUGACCAUGACCACGAGGAAUCUGAUAAUGAUGGGUUGGGGAAAAGCGAAGAAAGCGAUAGCGACACAUCAGAGCGACAGGACGAUUCUUACAUCGAUCCAGAACCAAUCGAUAUCAAGGAAACUACUUACUUGGAACAGAGCCAUGAAGAACUUGGGGAGGCAGGGGAGGCUGCUCAGACAGAAGUAGUGUCAGAAGAAAACAAAAGUCUGAUCUGGACGCUGCUGAAGCAAGUCCGGCCAGGAAUGGACUUGUCCAAGGUUGUACUGCCUACGUUUAUCUUGGAACCUCGUUCUUUCCUGGACAAGCUGUCUGAUUACUACUACCAUGCAGACUUUCUGUCUGAAGCUGCUCUUGAGGAGAAUGCUUACAACCGCAUGAAAAAAGUAGUGAAGUGGUAUUUGUCAGGAUUCUACAAAAAGCCAAAGGGACUAAAAAAGCCAUACAAUCCUAUACUUGGUGAGACUUUCCGCUGCAUGUGGAUCCAUCCAAAAACGAAUAGCAAGACUUUUUACAUUGCGGAACAGGUAUCCCAUCAUCCUCCAAUAUCUGCCUUCUAUGUUAGCAACCGCAAGGAUGGUUUUUGCCUUAGUGGUAGCAUUCUGGCCAAAUCCAAAUUCUAUGGGAAUUCGUUAUCUGCCAUACUAGAUGGAGAAGGACGGCUAACAUUCCUAAAUAGGGGAGAAGAUUAUGUGAUGACAAUGCCAUAUGCUCAUUGUAAAGGAAUUCUUUAUGGCACAAUGACCUUAGAGCUUGGGGGAACAGUCAACAUCACCUGUGAGAAAACUGGCUACAGUGCAACGAUUGAAUUCAAACUCAAGCCUUUUUUGGGUAACAACGACAGUGUUAACCAAAUAUCAGGGAAAAUUAAGCUUGGCAAAGAAGUGCUGGCUAUUUUGGAGGGUCACUGGGACAGUGAAGUUACUAUUAGUGACAAGAAGACAGAUGUUUCAGAGACAUUCUGGAACCCGACUUCUGAUAUCAAGCAGCAUAGAUUACCUAGAUACACAGUGAAGUUUGAAGAGCAAGAUGACUUUGAGUCAGAGAAGCUUUGGCAACAAGUGACAAGAGCAAUAAAUAACAAAGACCAAACAGAAGCUACUCAAGAGAAAUACGUUCUGGAAGAAGCUCAGAGAAGGAGUGCCAAAGAGCGGAAGCUGAAGGGUGAAGAGUGGACAUGCAAGCUGUUUGAUCAGGAUUCAGUCACGGGAGAAUGGCACUACAAAUACGCCGAGUGA